GCCAGUUUGGAUUUUCUCCCUAUUUUUGCAGACAACAGCAGCGGAGGGAAAGCAACAUUUUAGAUCUUUAAUACAUAGCAAUCGUAAAAUAACGGAAAUAUUCACAUUCCCCGUCGUGUAGCAUUGCUGAAUUGGCACUGAAGAUAAAGCAUGUACUGACUUUGUAUUUAUAGAUUGCUGAACAUAAGUGGACUACUGAUAAAGCUACAAUGGAUUGUGAAGAUGAUCUGGACAUUUUGACGGCAAUGAUGGUUGAAAAUGAGGGCUUUGGAGAGGAACAGCAGGUUGCAGAUGACUUGGAUGGCCUUUUUGACAAUGAUGGCGAGGAUGGACAGUAUGCGGAGCCGGAGGAUGAGUUGUUAGAGCUCUUUGGGGAUGUAGGUGAUAUUGAAGAAGAAGAAAGUGCUAAAGAAAGCAAAAGCCAAGCCGCAGAGAGCUUGAACAUGUCCCAAGAGGCAUUACAAGAUGAGUUGAGGAAGAUGCAGGAGAAAAUGCAGGCAUUGCAGAAGCAAUUGGAGGCCAGUCAGAAGCCUAGUCAGAAGCCAUCACCGCCUCAACAGGCUACCCCCAAACGUACCCCAGUAAGGCCAACUGCUGUGACACAGACGACCAAAAAUCAAUCAGUCAUAUCAUCGUCAACUCCAGUCAGUGGCAGAAGCCAGAAGCUGCAGGAGUCCUCUGACUUUCUUUCCCAGCUUAACAAAGCUGACUCCUUCAAAUCCAAGCCCAGAGUGGCUCACCAAGCAAAAAACAAUUUAUCAGAAUCCAUUGGACCACGAGUGGAGAUUAAGAUAGGCAGCUCCUUCCAGCCAGUGGAAAGCACAAGUAAAGCUGCCACUCCUCUGCAGCAGUUGCCUCCAUCCACCCAGAGGAAACCCAGUCCGACUGCAUCCAAGGGGCUGCCUAACCUGGGCUCGCUUGCUAAAGACGUGGCUGUGGAGAAAUACUCAGGGUUGCGGCUCAGGAAGCCACGUGUUUCGUCCAGCGAGAUGGAUCGCAAGAUGGCUGACCGUCGCCUGAUCCGUUUGUCGCAGGUUCCAGAACGCCUUCUGCGUGAGAAGCUGGAGGACAGUGACUGGGUGACUUUUGCGGUGCUGGUCAGCAAAGCUACACCACAAAGCAGCAGCAGUGGUAAAACAUUUAGCAUCUGGAAGUUGAAUGACCUCCAUAACCUGGACGUGUUUGUGUCGCUCUUGCUGUUUGGUGACGUCCAUAAAGAGCACUGGAAAACCGAGACGGGCAGUGUCGUUGGACUCCUCAACCCAAACACAAUGAAGCAAAGAGAUGGAUAUGAUGGGGUCAGCCUGACAGUGGAUCACCCACAGAAGGUGCUGCUGAUGGGUGAAGCUCAAGACUACGGCACAUGCAAAGCCAUGAAGAAGAACGGCGACCCUUGCUCUCAGCUUGUUAACAUGUAUGAGUGCCAGUUCUGCCAGUAUCACGUCAAGGCGCAGUACAAGAAAAUGUGCUCCAAGAGGGCUGAGCUGCAGUCGUCGUUCUCUGGAAAAGCUCCCAACAAGGUGAAAGGCGCCAGCCUGAAGGAACAACUCUGUCGGGAUGGCUUCUACUAUGGCGGCGUGUCCUCAGCUGCCUGUGCAGCAUCGCUAGCUGCAUCCAAAACUAAGAAAUCAGGACAGAAAACUCUGGACAAGCUUUUUGUGAAGGGUUCAGCUCGCCCGGCUAGUCUGGCCAUGCAAUCUGGUAAAGUUUCGGGUUGUUCCAAUGAAUUCAAGACCUUGAUGUCCGUUCCAACACCGGGAGCUCUGCAGCUGAAGAAGCACCUGGCACCAGCUGUCUCCAAGGACCCCCAAGGACUCCCUGUUCAGUCCAUAUCAGCUUCAGACCUUCUAAAACAGCAAAAACAGAAGCAGAGGGAACUCAUGGAGAACCGCCGUCUUCGGCUGGAGGGCCUCCAAGCGAGUGCGGUGCCAAAAUCACGUGACUUUUUACUGACAUCCCCAAAAGCAGCCCCUGGCGUCCCCAAAACCACCCAAAGCCCUGCAACGCCGCAAACCCCCACGCUUGGACGGGGCUUGUCUAAAGGCGAGGAUGUCCUCUUCUUUGACACCAGCCCGCCUCCUGCACCGGCCACCGCCUCCGUCAGCAUCUCAGCCACUAAGAUGGCGGCUCUGAGGAAGCUGAGAGCAAAGGGGAGGGCACUUGAGAAAGAAGACCCCAAUGCUUUGAAGAGGAAGAGGACGGACACCAAUGAGAUCAACACCCGUGUAGAAAAAAGUCUCACCUCACCUGAUGCUGAGUUGUCUGCCAGUGAGGAGCCAGCUCUGAAGCGAAAGCGAGAUCAGCUAAGCUACAUUCAAUCAGAGGAGUUUCAAAAGAUCCUAAAUGCCAAAUCUCUCCAUGGAGCCGUCCUAGAAGCGGCUGAGUACCAGCUGCAGGAACGAUACUUUGAUGCGCUGGUGAAAAAGGAGCAGAUGGAGGACAAAAUGAAGAGCAUCAGAGAGGUUAAGUGUCGUGCCGUUACCUGCAAACAGUGUAAAUACACAUACUUCAAAGCAGCUGAUCGCUGCGUCGGAGAGAACCAUCCUCUCUUCUGGCACGACGCUAUUAAACGUUUCUUCAAGUGUCCGUGCGGACAGAGAGCCAUCGCCCUCGACAGACUGCCACACAAACACUGCAGUAAUUGUGGUCUGUUUAAAUGGGAGCGUGAUGGCAUGCUGAAGGAGAAAAAAGGGCCAAAAAUUGGUGGAGAACUUCUCCUGCCGCGAGGAGAGGAGCAUAGCAAGUUCCUCAACAGUCUUAAAUAGAAUCAAUUUGAAUUUCGUCCACACUGCAGCGUCAUGCUAAUUACCGGAACAAAAAUGUUUUUAGAUUUUAAAUGCAUGGUGAUUUGUUUUUAUUGUGACAUGUAUUACUGCUCAGGAACUAAUCAUGGAACAAAACAUGUAUGAUAUUUGGGAAUUAUUAAACGUCACGCGUCCAAAUGGUUUCUGUUCAUAAUAUUACAUUGCUGAGGUAACAACUUGCGGUAAACCUUUUCAAUUUGAAGACUGCGUUAAUAAGGAAAACACGCCAAGGCCUUUCUAGGAAUGCAGAAGGAAAUACUUGACAAGGACUUUAUGAUUUCACAGCUGUGUGACCUCAGUGGACCUCCGAACUACGGAAUAUUUCAUUAUGGAAGAUGGAAUCCUACACAUUGGGUCUGGUAUUCCAUAAAGUCAUGCCAUAUUUUGGCCAUAACUGUCGUCACCUUCACAGACACUUUUUCUUUCAGAUAUUUGAUUCUCCCCUCUUGUUUGAAGACAAAGAAUCCUUGGUAAUCCACUCCAGGUGUUCACUGCAACCUUGACUCGAUGGCAUUUUUAAGAUAGUCCAGCCACAUCUUGCAGAAAGAUCCACAGGUUUUUUUCCCUUGUUGUUUCCCCCCCUUUCUGCACCUUCUCUGUCUCUUUUUGCCAUUUUUCCCCCACUCUGGA
Molecule: messenger RNA, 3434 nt
Organism: Doryrhamphus excisus (bluestripe pipefish)
Lineage: Eukaryota; Metazoa; Chordata; Actinopteri; Syngnathiformes; Syngnathidae
Gene: mcm10
Product: minichromosome maintenance 10 replication initiation factor
Biological process (GO): DNA replication initiation; DNA replication
Cellular component (GO): nuclear replication fork; nucleus
Molecular function (GO): single-stranded DNA binding; DNA replication origin binding
Source: RefSeq, a predicted model, not a curated record